This is a messenger RNA of Ficedula albicollis (Collared flycatcher), 803 nucleotides long. RefSeq names its product transmembrane protein 213 (gene TMEM213). The transcript is spliced from 3 exons. Bases 413 to 715 code for a protein of 100 amino acids. The record is from RefSeq and is a predicted model, not a curated record. NCBI's taxonomy places the organism in Eukaryota, Metazoa, Chordata, Aves, Passeriformes, Muscicapidae.
ACCCAACUCCCAGCCAAACUGGAGACAACGUCUCUGUUCCAAUCCAGCUGUAUUAAACCAUCUUCACAGGAUCAAAACAGAGACACGAAGACUGAAGCUGCCUGGGACCCUGUUGGGAAGGGCUGGCUCUGGAGGCCUUUCCUCCUUCUAGCUGCAGCAUAUCUUGGGAACAAAACUUCAGGGGCCACCUCCUGGCAUCCACCUCCCACUGAAGCUGUUUUGGUCAGAGCCCUUCUCCUUCCUCACCUGGUUGUGGCAGGAAAGUUCAAGGUGUCCUGGCAGCAGGAAGCUCCCUUGCUCCACCCUCUGCCCAGCACAGCUCCCUGAGCUCACUGAGGAUUUGCUGCACCAGAUCAGCCAGCAACAGCGACCUGCUCUGUGUGGACACUGGAGUGGGAUCGGGAUCCUGGCCAUGAAGAGCUUCUGUGAGCCCUGGGCAGCCCUCGCUGUGCUCCUCCUCACCGCUGCCCUCUGGGAUUCCUGCUCAGCAGCAGCUGAAGACAUCUCCAAUGUUUCAACAACUGAAUAUGAACCACCAUGUCUUAGUGUGAACUACUGCCGGCAGGCAGCCACGUGCUGCCCCUCGGGCAUGGAUGACUACGGCUGGAUCGCAGCGGCCGUCGGCUGGAGCCUCUGGUUCCUGACCCUCAUCCUGCUCUGCAUGGACAAGAUCAUGAAACUCCGCCCUGAUGAACCCAAAUACUUGGUGGCCUGAAGCAGAGCAAGCUGGCAAGCGGCAGCACUGGGGAGCAGCGAGGUGCAGGCAGACUGACAAAGCAUUUCAAACACUUGCUAAGAGACAA